Molecule: messenger RNA, 2035 nt
Organism: Populus euphratica (Euphrates poplar)
Lineage: Eukaryota; Viridiplantae; Streptophyta; Magnoliopsida; Malpighiales; Salicaceae
Product: Pentatricopeptide repeat (PPR-like) superfamily protein
Exons: 2
Coding region: 51-1658 (535 amino acids)
Biological process (GO): RNA modification
Molecular function (GO): RNA binding; protein binding
Source: RefSeq, a predicted model, not a curated record
GCAUUCUGUAAAAAAAAUAAAAAAUAAAAAAUAAACAAGAACCAUAGAAAAUGAUACCAUGUUGUUGCUCCCUAAUUCCAUCGCCGGCUUCCAUAUCCAAGUUCAUCUCAGACCAACCUUACCUCUCCAUGCUGGACAAAAAUUGCACUUCAAUGAAAGACCUUCAAAAAAUCCAUGCCCAACUCAUAAAAACUGGCCUAGCGAAAGACCCCAUUGCUGCUAGCCGUGUUUUGGCCUUCUGUACCUCUCCUGCAGGUGACAUCAACUAUGCCUACUUAGUCUUCACACAAAUACGACAGCCAAACCUUUUUGUAUGGAACACUAUCAUCAGAGGCUUCUCUCAAAGCUCAACUCCACACUAUGCAAUCUCUUUAUUUAUUGACAUGAUGUUCACUUCACCAACUACUCAACCUCAAAGGCUGACUUAUCCUUCAGUUUUCAAGGCUUAUGCUCAACUUGGUCUAGCCCACGAAGGUGCUCAGCUUCAUGGCAGAGUGAUAAAACUGGGACUUGAAAAUGAUCAGUUUAUACAAAAUACAAUCUUGAAUAUGUACGUAAAUUGUGGGUUUCUGGGUGAAGCUCAGAGAAUUUUUGAUGGAGCUACGGGAUUUGAUGUUGUUACGUGGAAUACGAUGAUUAUAGGACUUGCCAAAUGUGGAGAGAUUGAUAAGUCUAGGAGCUUGUUUGAUAAGAUGUUGUUGAGGAAUACAGUGUCAUGGAAUUCUAUGAUUAGUGGGUAUGUGAGGAAAGGCAGGUUCUUUGAGGCAAUGGAGCUCUUUAGCAGAAUGCAAGAGGAAGGGAUUAAGCCUUGUGAAUUUACAAUGGUGAGCUUGUUAAAUGCUUGUGCUUGCUUAGGAGCACUGAGACAGGGAGAAUGGAUUCAUGAUUAUAUAGUGAAGAAGAAUUUUGCAUUGAACUCUAUUGUUAUUACAGCCAUUAUAGACAUGUAUUCCAAGUGUGGAAGCAUAGAUAAGGCUCUUCAAGUGUUCAAGAGUGCCCCCAAGAAAGGAUUAUCUUGCUGGAACUCCCUAAUUUUAGGCCUAGCUAUGAGUGGCCGUGGGGAUGAAGCAGUCCGAUUAUUUUCAAUGCUCGAGUCUUCAAAUCUCAAACCGGAUCAUGUUAGUUUUAUAGGAGUCCUGACAGCUUGUAGUCACGCUGGGAUGGUCGACAGGGCAAAGGACUAUUUCUUGUUAAUGUCAGAAACAUACAAGAUUGAGCCAUCGAUAAAACAUUAUAGCUGCAUGGUUGAUGUUCUAGGCAGAGCAGGACUCCUUGAAGAGGCAGAAGAGCUAAUCAGAAGCAUGCCAGUAAACCCAGAUGCCAUUAUAUGGGGGUCUUUACUCUCCUCUUGCAGGGAGUACGGAAACAUUGAGAUGGCAAAACUAGCGGCGAAGCGUGUGAAUGAGUUGGAUCCAAAUGAGAGCUCAAGUUUUGUGCUUCUGUCAAACGUUUAUGCUGCUCAUAAUCAUUUUAAAGAAGCAAUUGAGCAAAGGAUCUCUUUAAAAGAGAAGCAGAUGGAAAAAGAACCUGGAUGUAGUUUGAUUGAAGUGAAUGGAGAGAUUCAUGAAUUUGUUGCCGGGGGACGCCUGCAUCCAAGAUCCAAAGAUAUCUACCAUGCAUUGGAUGAUCUGGGAUUGGCGUUAAAGGAGAUGGGAUAGGAUUAAUAUGAACGAAUUAAUUAUUCUUUCUAGUGGAUUAUAUCAUGACAGAAAAUAGGUUCUUCCGGUUCCCAGAAGUUCAGUAUUUCUCUUGUUCAAGGUGGAUGAACUCCACUGCAACUCAGGGUUGAAAGAUAGAACAGAUCUGGUCAUCAUCGAAUGAGUAACUCUAGACUGAUGGAAAAAUAAGAGUUCAUGCCAAGCAGAACAGAGAAGUGCUUUUACAAGGAAGCCUGAACACAUUAGUGAAAUGACACAACAUCGAAGAAUAUUAGGAUUUGCUAAUAUGAGGGGCUAGAAGACUUGCUGCUAAUUAGGAUUUUGACGUGGUUCGCCCUGGUGCCCAAGAGUAAAUCUCGGGGGUCACGGCACCAUUG